AUGCAUCUAAAAAAAAGGAAGAGUGAAGGUUUUUAUGGUGGUUCAGUUCCUGGUUCAUCUUCAUUUGGUUCUAGUAUCUCUUCCGGUCAUCGUGUUGGAUUCAAAAAGCUCUUAUCGGAUAUUGCUUUUAUUACUAGAGAUGAUGAUGAAUCAGGAGGUAUGAGUGAGUUGGAUAACUACUUGAAGGAGAAAUUGUUGCCUAAAGAUAUGGAACUUGAUUUGUUGGCAUGGUGGAAAACAAAUAGGAUUAAGUACCCGACACUACAAAGGAUAGCUAAAGAUAUAUUAGCUAUUCCUGUUUCCACUGUUGCCUCGGAAUCAGCUUUCAGCACUAGUGGAAGAUUAGUAAGUCCUCAUCGUAGUCGACUUCAUCCAAAGUCGUUGGAGGCUUUAAUGUGUGCUCAAAGUUGGUUGUUGAAUGAAAUUCGAGUAACUUGUUCUGAAGAGACCGAGGCAUAUUGUCGUUCUGUUGAAUUUGAUUAUGAUGUGGAAGAGGAAAACACUAAAGAAAGCGGGACAACAAGUUUGGAUGAUUUUGUUUGA
Lactuca sativa (garden lettuce) is the source of this 543-nucleotide messenger RNA. Lineage: Eukaryota; Viridiplantae; Streptophyta; Magnoliopsida; Asterales; Asteraceae. The record is from RefSeq and is a predicted model, not a curated record.